AUGCCUCUUGAGAGCCUGAACCUGGAGACAGUGUAUCGGUCGCUUGUGGCGUCUCCCGCUCCGGGUUUCCAAAGGUCCUUUUUUGCCACGGCCUUUAACCCGCCACCGUGUGCGAGGGGGGUUUUAAAUAGUAGCAAUUACUGCUUUAUGAACGCAACAGCACAGGCUUUAGCUUUUAUCCCACCAUUUGCGCAGCUAGCCAUAUCUGCGGUGAGGGAGGCGGAGGUGUGUCCGACGCUUGCCGCCCUGGGGAAAUGGAUACUCUCGUACUGGACUAGACCUCCCCUGCAAUCGAUUCCACCGCCCCGCCUGCCCAGUGUAUUGCGUGGACCGGCGUCUUCCUCUGCCCCGCCUUCCCACUUGGCGAAGAUGAAUGGCUCGUCGCAGGAGGAUGCGACGGAGUUUCUGCAUCGCCUGCUGGAGGUGAUUCAGGCGGAGUUGCGCGCAUUAGAGGAAGGCUACAGUGAAAACUCCACUUGCGGAAGCCGUGAACCAACUACUUCGCUUUCGGAGAAUGCAGAAACGAAGGGAUGGACAUUUGUGAAGGGCAAGGAGCGACUCUCUGUGCGAGAACACCGCGACGAGGCCCGUUCUGUUUUGUUAGAUGCCGUCUUUGGCGGGGCGGUCGAGAAUCAUCUGAAGGGCAAAAGCAAACUGAAGGAUCACGCCUCUGUCUUAGUCGAGGGUUUUUUUCUGCUUCAAGUGGAUGUCGGUUUUAGUGCCGAAUGUAGUCUUGAAAUGGCGCUUGAACGGACACUACAACGUGAACGGGUUUACGACAGUGCACGUGCAAAGGAUCUGCUGAAGACGGCAAAGCUGCGACGACUGCCUACGGUGCUCCUUCUGCAGCUGCGGCGCUGGGCUGUGACUGCUGAGGGGGAACUUGUCAAGCUCGACAACGUGGUUCGCUUCUCCAAGACGUUAGUGCUUCCUAAAUCAACGUGCUCGGAGGCGACGUUAAAUAAUGCCGCGAGGACGUAUGAGCUGGUUGCCUUUAUUGCGCACCGCGGGAGGGCCACUGAGCGCGGACACUAUGUUGCAUAUCUUGCCAAUGCGUUUUUGCCAGACCCCGCAGUGGUGCAAGGCAAUGCCGUGCUAACAAUUUGCAAUGACGCAAAAGUGGAGCCUGUUCCCCUGCGGGAGGCCGUAGAGAGUGAGGCGGUGUAUUUGCUUGUUUAUCAGCGCAAGACACAACAAGUAGGCCCUGACACCAGAGGAUACGCAUGA
Trypanosoma conorhini is the source of this 1227-nucleotide messenger RNA. Its product is annotated as ubiquitin hydrolase. Gene Ontology annotation, cellular component: cytosol; nucleus. The transcript has a single exon. Lineage: Eukaryota; Euglenozoa; Kinetoplastea; Trypanosomatida; Trypanosomatidae. Gene Ontology annotation, molecular function: cysteine-type endopeptidase activity; cysteine-type deubiquitinase activity. The record is from RefSeq and is a predicted model, not a curated record. Bases 1 to 1227 code for a protein of 408 amino acids. Gene Ontology annotation, biological process: protein deubiquitination.